AUGCAAUUUGUUGAGUUUUAUAGAACUUCAGAUAGCAAAUGUAUUGAUCUUAGAGGUUUUUGGGGUUCUUUUGCAGAUAAAUAUACUACUUAAGAUUUUAAUUUCUAUUGUAUAGAAGUUGAUAGAAAUAAAAAAAUAGUAGAAUAAUAUAAUAUAAAUAUUGAUGUUAAUUCUAUGGAUCUACCUACAGUUAUUUUAUUUGAAGACGGAGCAGAAUUCAUAAAUGAAUAUGUAUAAAAGAGAAUGUCUUAUAUAAUUAAUUUUUUGACAUGUCUCUUAUGA
This is a messenger RNA of Ichthyophthirius multifiliis, 282 nucleotides long. RefSeq lists its product as hypothetical. The record is from RefSeq and is a predicted model, not a curated record. The transcript has 4 exons. Lineage: Eukaryota; Ciliophora; Oligohymenophorea; Hymenostomatida.